UCAUCUCAAGUUCGGAUAAGUUUCGAAUAUCAGCAUUAACAAUAACAAAAUAUAUCUAUUAACUGCAUCAUAUCGAGAAUUCUUCAGUAGUAGUUAGGACUCCUGUCUUUGGUUAAUGGAUUCAAAAAAAAGAUGCUGAUUGGACUACAAAUGAGACAUUAUAUCUGCUAAAUUAAUUAUGUAAGGAAAAGCUGGUGAUGACAUUGGUUGCCGACUCAGAUAUAAAGGACAAGAGAGUUAAUUUAAUGGAUCUUCUUCACUUUCAAGAUUGGAAUGAUCGCCAUUCUUCUAUUUGAUGUUACCAUAAAAUUCUGCAGAGGCGACAAGCCGACCUUAGAGCGAGGACUGCUGCUGAAACGCUCCACUUUAUCCAAGAAAGUGCAGUUUAAAUAUAUACUCAAAACCCAUCAGGCUAUUUCGGAUUCAAUCCAUGGCGAUUUUGUGCGGUGUAUGUCAACCCAGUUUAGAGACUACACUAGAAGCUUUGAAAUCAUCUUCACCUCAGAUUCCCCUUUAUAUUCAUCUAUUUUGCGGUCUACUUUACAAAACAUGAGAUGGUUGAAUUCCUCAACCUCAACACCUCUUCUCAUAAUCACACCCUUCCAUGAGUCUGAAAUCCACGCAGCCCUUCUUUGUAGCAAAAAGCUUGGUCUGCAAAUCAGGGUCCGAAGUGGUGGCCAUGACUAUGAAGGCCUAUCAUACUCAUGCAAGACCCCAUUUAUCAUCAUUGAUCUUACCAACCUUCGAGCAAUAGAAAUCAAUGUUGAGGAAGAAACCGCUUGGGUUCAGUCUGGGGCGACUCUAGGUGAGCUUUACUAUGCCAUAGGCAAGAAAAGUAGCAUCCAUGCAUUCCCUGCUGGACUCUGCCCGACUGUAGGGGUUGGUGGACACUUCAGCGGAGGUGGUUUGGGGACCUUGAUGAGGAAGUAUGGCCUUGCGGCUGAUAAUGUCCUAGAUGCUUACUUGGUGGAUGUCAAUGGACGAAUUUUGGACAGAAAAGCCAUGGGUGAGAACCUGUUUUGGGCAAUUAGAGGAGGUGGCGGUGCAAGCUUCGGGAUCAUACUUUCUUGGAAAAUCAGGCUUGUUCGAGUUCCACCGACAGUGACAGCUUUUACCAUUUCCAAAACAAUAGAACAAGGUGCAACAAAGCUGGUGCAUAGGUGGCAAUACAUUGCUGAUAAAUUACCUGAAGAUCUGUUCAUCAGGGUCAUCAUUCAAGAUGUCCCAGGAAGUGGCCACAGAAAUAACAAAACCAUCCAAGCUUCUUUCAACUCACUAUUUCUUGGAGAAAUUGACAGACUUAUACCAUUUAUGAAUGAAAGCUUCCCUGUGCUUGGAUUGCUGGCUGAGGACUGCAUUCAAAUGAGUUGGGUUGAAUCCACCCUCUAUUUUGCAGGAUUCCAGCAAGGGCAGCCCCUAGAGGCCUUGUUGGACAAAACUCAACUAUAUAAGAGCAGUUUUAAGGCAAAAUCAGAUUUUGUUAGGGAACCAAUACCUGAAGAAGGACUAGAAGGAAUAUGGAAGAUGUUUUUAGCUGAAGAGAUGGUUUUCAUAAUAAUGGAUCCCUUUGGUGGAAAGAUGAAUACAAUUCCCGAAUCUGCAGUACCUUUUCCCCACAGAAAGGAGAAUUUGUACAAUAUACAGUACAUAGUGAAAUGGCAAGUAAACGAUGUCAAGGCUUCCCACAAGCAUAUAUACUGGAUCAGGAUGUUAUAUGAAUACAUGAGCCCAUAUGUUUCAAAAGCUCCAAGGGCUGCCUAUCUUAACUACAGGGAUCUGGACUUGGGAACCAACAGCCAGGGCAGCACAAGCUAUGCAGAGGCAAGUGAAUGGGGCAAAAAGUACUUCAAGGGUAACUUCAAGAGACUGGCAAGGGUGAAAAGCAUGACAGAUCCACAGAAUUUUUUUAGAAAUGAACAGAGCAUUCCACCUCUUCCCACACCUGGGAAAAGGAAAUACAAAUAAAUAAAUGUUUCUGAAACUCUAUCUAGCACAAUCCCUCUAUAUCAAUUAGAGUUUCUAAAUUCUAACCAAGACUUGAUUUCUUCAACACAAUGAUGAAAAUUUCCCAGGAUUUCAAGUUCCCUAUAUUUUUUGGUUACCAAAGAGAAUGUCACAGCUUGCAACGAGAAAAUAUCAGGAACCAGUCUCGGUUGACUGCUAAAUAUAAAAGGAUACAAGGAGCAGAUAAAGAGUCAUCGCAUUGUGUUAAUAAGUUUUUGCUGCUUAUCACUUGCAUUUCGACUGAGAUUUUUCCCAACACACAAACUUUGGGGUUUCUUUUUUAUGUGCCAUCUGCAUUGCUCCAAAGUAUGAAAUAUAGCGAGAAGCAAUCAUUUAACUGAUAAGCUUUUCCCAUGCCAUCUAAUAAGUUUCUACGAUUUUAUUGCUACUACCAUUCAUAAUUGAAACACUUCUUUUGUGAUUUUAAAACAAGGAAAAAAAAUUAAGAAAUCAAAGAAAAAGGUUGCUCUAAAUGGAUGAUAAAAAGCAGGUAAGUUACAUUUUACUUAUGUAGACAAAUAAUAGCACUAAAGCUAUUCUUGUUAGCACAAUUAUCAAAAAACCUUAACAAAGAAAAUAGCCUUAAAUUGCUAACAACUGUUAUCUAAAAUUAGAAUAGCAGUAAAGUUAGGGGCAGGAAAAGCAUCAAAAGCAAACUAUAGGACCUCAAGCCAUUGACUAGGCAACUACUCAAGCCAAUAUGUGAUCAUCUCCUAUCAAUCUUUCUUAUUUCUUAUAAUGACCUUCACAGGGGUUUAGCCGUUCUAAGUAUUCUAUAGAUGCCAGAACACUAUCAUGCAAUGAAAUAAUUGCUUGGCGUUGGUAUAUAUAUUUAAGAAACAGUAAAAAGGAAAAAAAAAAAGAUGGAAGUGAAGACUUACAGCUUUAAACAUUCUGUACUGUGAACUAGCCACUAUCUGUUUGGGAGCCUGAAGUGUCUUUCCCCAUCAACCAAAAACAAACGGCACAGGGCCGACUCCUAUUCUUCAAUCAUAGCCAAAGGGCCUUUCUCG
This is a messenger RNA of Theobroma umbraticum, 3017 nucleotides long. NCBI's taxonomy places the organism in Eukaryota, Viridiplantae, Streptophyta, Magnoliopsida, Malvales, Malvaceae. The record is from RefSeq and is a predicted model, not a curated record.